AUGGUACUAACAUACGAGCGACAGUUCCGGAUGCCAGAGCAGCAGAGAGAGGGGGGGCUGCUUCAGCUCCUGGGAGACCACCCUCCUCCUCCUCCUCCUCCCCCCCCCAAACACCAGCCUCGCGGGCCCCCGCCGCACGCGCACGCCCUCCCGCACGCCGCGCCGCCGCAAACCCAGCACCCGCUCACGCAACAUUCCCAGCAUGCUUUGGCACACCAACACACGCUCGUCCCGGAGUGGAGCGCCCCGUCUCCGGCGGGGUCGGCCCCCCCGGGCCACUCCAUGGACCCCGAGCACCUGAGCGGCCUCCUGUCAGCCGGCAGGGCGGGCCCCAUGAUGGACCAGAGCUCCCUGUUCUCACCGACGUCGGGGCAAAGUCCCUCGCCUCAAAGGUCGUUGACGCCAGACCUGCCGUUGCCCGUGGUGACCGACGCCAGUAUUCUCAACCUGACCUCGCUCAGCAGGGGGAGGGGUGUUGGCGUCCACGAGGUCAGCGAGCAGGUAUUUGGCAACGUCAAGAGGAAGUACGGCAAGAAGGACUCCCAGAGGACUGUGGGUAAUCCCUAUCAGAAUGAAACAAAUUGGGCAAGGCAACCAGAGAGAGGCCUGGAGAGUUCCAGUGUGCCAGAGGCCAGGCAGAAAUACGGCCAAGGCGAGGCCGCCGAACAUGAAGGAAGGGAGGAGAGGAGGAAAGAGGAGAGGGAGCGGGGGCCUGCCAGGAGAAGAGGAGAGGAGGAAGAGCGAGGGAUGCUCGUGCUGUCCGACGAGGGCAAAGGGAGGAAGAGGCGGCGGAGGAGGUCCUUCGACGAGUCGUACUCUGUGGAGGACGAAUCGGAGCAGCCGCCGGACUUUGACAUCCCGGAGAAGACCCAGCUGGGGCCAUCAGAAGCCAAAGUAGCGCACAAGACGGAUGCUCACAGACAUGAAUCUCGAUUUGGCAGCCAGGCCGAGGUGCAGGGGGAGAGGCCAGAGAAAGGAGAAAGAGAUAAAUUCGAGAAGAGGGACAAGGGGGAUGAGGCGGACUCCUUGUCGAGUAUGAAUAAGGCGAAAAAGAAUCCAGUGGGUCGUCCCAAAAUCAGCACAGACCCCCACAAACACAGAGAGGUUCAUAAUCAUCAUACCACCAGCCCGUUUCUCACCAUGAAUCAUCAGAUGCCAAGUCCACACUCCAUGCCUAGCCCUAGAUCAAACUUCAGCCCUAGCCCUAGGUCAAACUUCAGCCCUAGCCCUAGGUCAAACAUCAGCCCUAGCCCUAGUCCUAACCCCAGGCCGAGAGCUAACCUUAGCCCAGGUCCCAGUCCUAGUCCUAACCCUCGACCCAGAGCUAACCUUAGCCCAGGUCCUAGCCCUAGUCCUAACCCUAGGCCUAGAGCAAACCUUAGCCCGGGUCCCAGCCCUAGUCCCAACCCUAAACCUAGAGCUAAUCUCAGCCCAAGCCCAAGCCCCAAUCCUAGACCUAAAGCUAACCAUAGCCCUGGUCCUAGCCCUAGCCCUAAUCCUAGGGCUAAAGCUAGCCUUAGCCCCAGCCCUAGCUUUGUGCUUAACCCUAGACCCAAAACUACCCAUAGCCCGAGCCCCAGUCCCAGCCCCAGUCCAAACCCUAGACCAAGAGCUAACCUUAGCCCCAGUCCUAGUCCUAACCCUAGACUGAGGGCUAACCUUAGCCCCAGUCUGAGCCCUAGAUCCAUGUCGGCCAUGAGUCCAAUCCCCAGCCCCAGUGCCAGCUCCAGAUCCAGCCCCUGCUCCAAACCAACCAAGACAAAGGACAGAUGGUCGUACCUGAAGGCCAGAAGCCCCUCUAGUCUCCCGCCACCUCAGAGAGACCACCGCAGCCCUCUGUCCAGCAUGGCGGAGCCCCCUUCCGCCUUCCCCAUCACCCCCUCCAGCCCUCUGUACACCAACACCGACAGCCUGACCGUCCUCACGCCCGUCAAGAGGAAACGGGGAAGGCCCAAGAAGCAGCCCCUGCUCACCGUGGAGACCAUCCACGAGGGGACCUCCUCCUCCCCUCCGAGCCCCCUGUCACAGGACACCCUGGCAGGCCUGAACCGCCGGAGGAAGACCCACACACUCGCCGCCCUCGCCCAGCUCACCUCGUCCGGCAGCGGGGUCAAUUCCAACGGCCUGAAGCUGAAGCGAGGCCGGGGACCCGCGAGGCCUGUGAGCAAGCUGAAGCUGGGCAAGGUGCAGAGCAUCCUGAACGAGAUCCUGUCAGGCUCCGGUCAGAACGGCGGCCUGUCUCUGAAGUCAUCCUCCGCCCCCGUCACCUCGGCCAUGAGCGUCGUGGCGUCGACCAUCGAGGCCCGGCUGGGCACUCAGAUCAACGUCAGCAAGCGGGGAACCAUCUACAUCGGGAAGAAGAGGGGGAGAAAACCCAGGGCCGAAACACAGGGCUCCAGCCAUCCCAGAGCCACGAGGGACAUGGCCUCAAUGCCGUCCAGCCUCUACGAGAGCCUCCUAGUGCCUUCCACAUCCUGCUCUCCCAGCUCCAGCGUCGCCUCUCUGAGAGCCAGCCACUCUGACGCCACCAUGCCCAGCCUGCAGCCCAUCUCAGCCUUGCCCUCCAAGCCAAUAGGACGGAGCUUCCUCUCUGGAGGCUGGAAGCUCUCUCCGCCCCGUCUCCUAGCCAACUCGCCAUCCCAUCUGUCAGAGGUCGCCUCAGUGAAGGAGGUGACCCUGUCACCCAUCAGCGAGUCUCACAGCGAGGAGACGAUUCCCAGCGAUAGCGGCAUAGGAACGGACAACAACAGCACCUCGGAUCAAACCGAGAAGGGGCCGGCUUCACGACGCAGGUACUCUUUCGAUCUGUGUGGGUAUGAGGCCGCGGAGGCUGCAGCCCUGGAAGCGUCCAGCAGAGGCAGCAGAGCGCGUUGUGAACGACAAGUAGCCGCUGACAACUUCCUAUCACAGCAGGAGAAGAAGCAGAAGCACCACCGGCGCAAGAGAAAGUGCCUGCAGAGCAGAGACCAUAUGCACUUUCUCUCUGAACUCGAAGAGGUGGUGGCCAAGUUCCAGCAGCUACGCAUAUCUCACCGGCGCUUCAACUGCUACCCCCAGCACCCGUACCCCUCAAUAUUCCGGCUGAACUUCCACCAUUACUACCCUCUCAGCUACAACUCCUACCCCUGUGAUUCCGGCCAGUACCUCCGCAGGAGCGCCGAUCUCAAGGCCAAGAGGAGGCGGGGCCGGCCGGCAAAAGCCAGCGAGCCAAUCCCAUCCAAGCUGCCUUUGGUCCAGGGCUACGGCUACCCGCUGGCGGGGGGGAAUUACUAUGCAGCACCCUACGCCAUGCCUUACGCACCGCCCCUGAGUCUGGGCUACUUCCCCCCCGCGCCCCAGCUCUACCUGCCCCACCACUCGCUAGGACCCAGCCCCCCGUCCCCCUUCAUGAGACCGGCCGUGCCCCCUCCCAAGGUUUUCCACUCGGCGGGACAUUCCAAGCUCCAGGCGGCGGCCAAGCUCCGAGGGUCCAGCGGCCCGCUGCAGGGCUCCUCCGGGCGGGGAGAGGGCCUGGGAUCCCUGGGUGGCGGCGGCGGUGGCGGUGGCGGCGGCGGUGGCAGCGGCGGAGGCGGCGGCGGCGGCGGCCUGGGUGGAGUCCGCCUUCACAAGAGGAAGCACAAACACAAACAUAAGCACAAGGACGAGCCCAUCCUGUCCCCCCGCGACCGGCAGGACCUGGGCGGCCUCUUCAGCGGCGCCAAGACCAACGCACGCCUCAGCAUGAUGAGCAACCGGCGGGAGAUGGCCGGGGGCCAGGGAUCGAACAAGAGGCCCGAGAAGCAGAGGGGCGGCAUCCGGGUCUCCAGCCUGGGCUCCCGGCUGGGGAUGUUUGAGUCGGACCACCUGUCCUCCUCUCGCUCUCUGGGCGACGGGUCCUUCCGCUCCCACCAGUCCGGCCCGCCGGCGAACAGCUUCAUGGGGGGCUACGGGGGCCAGCAGCAGCAGCAGCAGCAGAGGCCGGAGCUGGGCGCAGACCUCUUCAUGAGGUCCAGGGAGGACGAGUGCAGGGACGGGACCAGGAAGAGGGGACUAGCGGUGUUUGGGGAGCAGGGGGUGAUGUCGUUCCAGAACGCCAGGCAGGAGUCGGGACAGAUGAACCAGUGCUCCGGACUUCCUCUCACUGGCGUGCCGGGGAAGCGGCGCUACAAGCGGCGGGAGGUGGAGCAGAUCCAGAAGGAGGUGAGGAGGAUGUCCUCGCUCUCCAACGUCCUCCACUCGCAGAGGAACUUCGAGCACGUGCAGAAGAUCCUGCGCGUCAAGCGUCUGCAGCGGCAGGCCAAGACGGGCAACAACGUGGUGAAGAGGCGGCCCGGAAGGCCCCGGAAACAGCCCCUGCCCGAGCCGCAGGGCUACCCCGCGGGUCUGAGGGCCCCCGGCGAGGGGCCCCUGGGGAGGACUCUGGGGAUGCCCGUCCUGGAGAGGUGUGUGGACCUGCCGGGGAGACUGGGCCAGUACGCCGGCCGCGACUCGGUCUCCGUGGCCAUCGAGUCGGUGGUGCACGAGUCCCGCCCGGCGACGUCCAAGCGGCGAGGCCGAGCCAGUCGGCGGGACGAGCUCUGGGAUCCCUCCAGCCAAUAGGACUGUAGCUGGGCGGGGCUCCGUGGCCAAUCACAGGGCAGGACACAGAAGGGGGGGGGGUCGUUUUGUGUUUGUUGAGAAAACCCUAGCACACCCAGUGUCCUUAACGCUCUCCUCAGUGCACUUUGGCUCGGCUUGGCUCCCGGUUGAGGACCGAGGCGGCUCAGCGAGGAGCAGGAAGAGGAGGAGGAGGAGGAGGUGGCCACGCCCGCAGUGACUCUCGAGUUCCGCUGCUAUCUUCUGCUCUUGAGGACUCCUCCAGAAUCCACAUAAUAUGGCACUAUACGGUACUUUUUGAUUGAAAAGAAAAAACGAUGCUAUAAACGCAUGAGGUACUUAUGGCGGUGUGAGAUACUCGUGCAGCGACGCGUACGGUACACGGCGUCACUGUGUGUGAGCGUGGCGGCGUCGGUCCACGUCUUUUACCAGCAGGGGUGGGAGGGGGAAAGGGUUAACACGAUACUGUGCAGCUCGGCUUACUGUAUUGUUGCCUUUUUCUGAGGAAAAACGUUUCAAAAGGAAAUCUGGGAUAGUGCGAUCAGGGAAAAAAAAGGUGAGUCAGCCACCUCCCCCUGUGUCCAGCCGCCCGCGUGUUUGCUAGAGCUUACAUCUGUCCUGGUGGGCCUGUCAAACCCCCAUCUCCCGGUUCCCCACCCACCCGAGCA
Messenger RNA from Gadus chalcogrammus (walleye pollock), 5243 nucleotides. It is a transcript of the gene setbp1, whose product is annotated as SET binding protein 1. The coding region runs from base 1 to 4578 and encodes 1525 amino acids. NCBI's taxonomy places the organism in Eukaryota, Metazoa, Chordata, Actinopteri, Gadiformes, Gadidae. The record is from RefSeq and is a predicted model, not a curated record. The transcript has 6 exons. Gene Ontology annotation, molecular function: DNA binding.